This is a messenger RNA of Apis florea (little honeybee), 402 nucleotides long. Its product is annotated as acyl-CoA Delta-9 desaturase-like. Gene Ontology annotation, biological process: unsaturated fatty acid biosynthetic process. Gene Ontology annotation, cellular component: endoplasmic reticulum membrane. Gene Ontology annotation, molecular function: stearoyl-CoA 9-desaturase activity; iron ion binding. NCBI's taxonomy places the organism in Eukaryota, Metazoa, Arthropoda, Insecta, Hymenoptera, Apidae. The record is from RefSeq and is a predicted model, not a curated record.
AUCAAUCUUGAGGAAAUGAAACGUAGCAUUGAUUUACGCGAUAUUGAAAAUGAUGUUUAUAUUUAUAUCCAAAAGAUUUUUUAUUGGCCAUUAUUUUUAAUAUUUGGGGUUAUAUUGACUCUGAAUGCGCCGUUGGAAUAUUGGGACGAAUCAAUCAUUGAUGCUAUAUUAAUAACAGGAUUGCUACGAUUUGCUAUUACGAUAAAUAUAUCUUGGUUAGUGAAUAGUGCAUACUUGGUCUGGAACAUUCAGGAAGGAGAAAGGUUAAUACACAUUAUAAAUAUAAUUAGUAGUAAUGUUUUGUACAAAAGAAAUGAAUCUCUGUUCCUUAAAAUACGAAAAAGCCACGACACAUUUAUCGACACGGAUGUCAUACAUUUUAAAUAAUAUAUCAUUGCAAUC